AUGGAACCCACAGCGAUCGUGGAUCACGAGGCAGUCGCAGGUCGCGGCGCGUUGCCGUCCUCGCUGCCACCUGAGGUCGCCACGCUGGUGGACCAGCUCGGGCUGUCGCCCCACCCAGAAGGCGGCUUCUACAAGGAGACCUUCCGGGACGCCAGAGCCGUCGCCGACGGCCGCGCGGCAUCAACCGCCAUCCUGUACCUGCUGCCGCGCGGCGCCAAGUCGAAGCUGCACCGGCUGGAUGCGAGCGAGUGCUGGCACUCGUACCUGGGCGGCCCCAUCACCAUUGUGGAGCUCAACCCAACUGACAGCAUUGGCAGCAACGCUCGCGGCACCCGCACCACAACCCUGGGCCGCGACCUGGCAGCCGGCCAGAAGCUGCAGCACGUGGUGCCGCCUGGCACCUGGUUUGGUGCGGCGCCGUGCGAGGGCACCGAGUACGCCCUUGUCGGCUGCACAGUGGCACCAGGCUUUGAAUUCAGCACGUUUGAGAUGGGGGACGAGGGCGCGCUGCUUUCCGAGUUCCCAGAUGCAGCGCCCUGGAUCGAAAAGCUCAUGGCUGACUAG
This is a messenger RNA of Monoraphidium neglectum, 564 nucleotides long. RefSeq lists its product as hypothetical. Bases 1 to 564 code for a protein of 187 amino acids. The record is from RefSeq and is a predicted model, not a curated record. Lineage: Eukaryota; Viridiplantae; Chlorophyta; Chlorophyceae; Sphaeropleales; Selenastraceae. Gene Ontology annotation, cellular component: intracellular anatomical structure. The transcript has 3 exons.